AUGGACAACGGGCUUCGGCCCUAUAGACCUCUACGAUGCGACAAUCAGAAUAGACAGCGAAGUGGUAGGAUGAGAGAGAUCUGUCACCAAGGUCAAAGUCAAAGGAUGGUGAAGUUUCGUAACACAAAACAUAACGCGUGGCCUCCGAGAAAGGGUGAACUUGUCGAUGAAUGGUCCCGCAAGAAUAGUCAGCGUUCUGGGGUCCCAGGUGUCCACGAAAAUCAACAGUGCAAGAGCCAAGGAAUGCAGGAUCAGCACGGAGUUGGCACUUACACCACCAGUUUGAAACGAAGAUAG
This is a messenger RNA of Nezara viridula (southern green stink bug), 297 nucleotides long. The record is from the annotation of a GenBank genome assembly. NCBI's taxonomy places the organism in Eukaryota, Metazoa, Arthropoda, Insecta, Hemiptera, Pentatomidae.